This is a messenger RNA of Cherax quadricarinatus, 606 nucleotides long. The record is from RefSeq and is a predicted model, not a curated record. NCBI's taxonomy places the organism in Eukaryota, Metazoa, Arthropoda, Malacostraca, Decapoda, Parastacidae.
AUGUUACGGUCUGAGAUUGCAGUCUUCGAUGCUGUUAUGUCCGAGAUAAGGUCCUCAAUGUUUGUAAAUGUGUCUUGGGUGUUCCUAGUCUGCAUCACCAGUGCCAGCAUCACCAGUACCAGCAUCACCAGUACUAUCACCAGUACCAGCAUCACCAGUGCCAGCAUCACCAGUGCCAGCAUCACCAGUACUAUUACCAAAACCAGCAUCACCAGUGCCAGCAUCACCACAUCCAGUACUAACAUCACCAGUACCAGCAUCACCAGUACUAGCAUCACCAGUACCAGCAUCACCAGUACUAUCAUCACCAGUACCAGCAUCACCAGUACCAGCAUCACCAGUACCAGCAUCACCAGUACCAGCAUCACCAGUACCAGCAUCACCACAUCACAGUACCAGCUCACAUACCACACCAGUACCAGUAUCACCAGUACCAGCAUCACCAGUACCAGCAUCACCAGUACCAUCACCAGUACCAGCAUCACCAGUACCAUCAUCACCAGUACCAGCAUCACCAGUACCAGCAUCACCAGUACCAGCAUCACCAGUACCAGCAUCACCAGUACCAGCAUCACCAGUACCAGCUUAAUACACUCAGUGCCUUAA